AAGGAGGGAGGAUUCCCUUGCUAGGGAGGGAUCCGGUCGCUCUGACCCCUGGAUUCCUUUGCCAAAGAGGGAUCCGGUCGAUCUGAUCCUCGGAUUCCCUUGCCAAGGAGGGAUCCGGUAGAUCGGACCCCGGGUUCCCUUGUCAAAGAGGGAUCCGGUCGAUGUGAUCCUCGGAUUCCCUUGCCAGGGUAGGUCGGACCCCAGAUUUCCUUGCCAAGAAGAGAUCCAGUAGAUCGGACCCCCGGAUUCCCUUGCCAAGGAGGGAUCUGGUAGAUCGGACCCCAGGGUUUCCUUGCCAAGGAGGGAUCCGGUAGAUCGGACCCGAUUCUCCCCUGCCAGCAUGGCUGGGGAGCCGGUAGCAACCGAGGCUGGAGGAGGCUGAGCUGGAACUCAAGUGCAGAUCCCGGAGAAAGAGAGAGAUCCGGGGAUGGCCCGUUGGAUCCCUACAAAGCGGGAGAAGUACGGCGUCGCCAUCUACAACUAUGAUGCUGCCCAGGAUGUGGAGCUUUCGUUGCAGGUUGGCGACACAGUUCACAUUCUGGAGAUGUAUGAAGACUGGUACAGAGGAUAUACUAUCCGGAACAAAUCCAAAAAGGGCAUCUUCCCAUCAACAUAUAUCCAUCUGAAAGAGGCAACAGUGCAAGAUUGCGGACAAAAUGAAACAGUAAUUCCAAGCGAACUACCUUUGGUCCAGGAGCUCACCUCUACACUCUGGGAAUGGGCUGUGAUUUGGCACAGGCUCUAUGUGGAGAACAAGAAGACACUCUUCCGCCAUGUGCAGCAGAUGACUUAUAGCCUAAUCGAAUGGCGCUCCCAGAUCCUCUCAGGCACACUUCCCAAAGACGAGCUGGCUGAGCUCAAGAAGAAAGUCACAGCCAAGAUAGACUAUGGCAACAGGAUAUUGGGGCUUGACUUGGUGGUGAGAGAUGAUAAUGGAAACAUCCUGGAUCCUGAUGCAAACAGCACAAUAUCACUCUUUAAAGCCCAUGAGACAGCCUCCAAAAGAAUUGAUGAAAGGAUCCAGGAAGAAAAGUCUCUUCAGCAAAAUGUAGACCUUCGGGGACAGUCUAUCUUCAACACAACUCAUACAUACAGCCUAUAUGUCAACUUCAAGAAUUUUGUCUGCAACAUCGGCGAAGAUGCAGAGCUGCUUAUGAGCCUCUAUGAUCCUGACCAGUCCAAGUUCAUUAGUGAAAAUUACCUGGUUCGUUGGGGAAGUAAUGGAAUGCCAAAGGAAAUUGAAAAACUUAAUAACCUUCAAGCUGUCUUUACGGACCUCAGCAGUUCUGACCUGAUCCGACCUCGAAUUAGCCUGGUGUGUCAGAUUGUGAGAGUGGGCCACAUGGAGCUUAAGGAGGGCAAGAAGCACACCUUUGGGCUCCGGAGACCCUUUGGAGUGGCAGUGAUGGACAUCACAGACAUCAUUCAUGGGAAGGUGGACGAUGAAGAGAAACAACAUUUUAUUCCCUUUCAGCAGAUUGCCAUGGAAACUUAUAUUAGACAACGACAAUUAAUCAUGGCACCGUUAAUAACCUCCCAUGUGAUUGGAGAGAAUGAGCCUCUCACGGCUGUCUUCAACAAAGUCAUUGCUGCCAAGGAAGUGAAUCACAAAGGCCAAGGCCUUUGGGUUUCUCUGAAACUUCUACCUGGGGAUUUAGCCCAGGUUCAGAAGGAUUUUUCUCAUCUUGUUGACAGAUCGACAGCUGUGGCCCGUAAAAUGGGAUUCCCAGAGAUUAUUCUGCCUGGUGAGGUUCGAAACGAUAUCUAUGUCACUUUGUUGAAUGGGGAGUUUGACAAAGGGAAAAAGAAGACUCCCAAGAAUGUAGAGGUCACCAUGUCUGUUCACGAUGAAGAUGGCAAUCUCUUAGAGAAAGCUAUCCAUCCAGGGGCUGGUUAUGAAGGUAUCUCUGAAUACAAGUCAGUUGUCUACUAUCAAGUCAAGCAGCCUUGCUGGUACGAAACUGUAAAGGUAUCCAUUGAAAUAAAAGAGGUUGGGCACUACCACUUACGAUUUACUUUCCGUCAUCGAUCGUCACAGGAAUCAAGAGAUAAAUCUGAAAGGGCUUUUGGAAUGGCCUUUGUGAAGCUGAUGAAUACAGACGGCACCACUCUACAAGAUGGCAGGCAUAAUCUAAUUGUCUACAAGGGAGAGAACAAGAAAAUGGAAGAUGCUAAGUUUUACCUGACAUUUCCUAGUAGCAAGGUGGAACUGGAGGACAGGGAUGGCCUGCUUGCCAAACAUCAGGCAGCCAACAUUGCUGCAAACAAAGAAAGUACUAAGGAUAGCUUCCAGAUUGCAACACUCAUCUGCUCUACAAAGCUGACCCAGAAUGUUGAUCUGCUGGGGUUGCUAAACUGGCGUUCAAACACCCAGAACAUUGGCCACAACCUGAAGAAACUCAUGGAGGUGGAAGGAGGAGAAAUUGUCAAGUUCCUACAAGAUACACUCGAUGCACUUUUCAGUAUAAUGAUGGAGAUGUCCGACAAUGAAAUCUAUGAUUUCCUUGUGUUUGAUGCACUGGUAUUUAUUAUUUCCCUGAUUGGAGAUAUCAAGUUUCAGCAUUUUAAUCCUGUACUGGAAACUUAUAUUUACAAGCACUUUAGUGCCACCCUGGCUUAUAUAAAACUUACCAAGGUUCUCAACUAUUAUGUUGGAAAUGCAGACGACUCCAGCAAGACAGAAUUGCUCUUUGCUGCUCUAAAAGCCUUGAAAUAUCUCUUCCGGUUCAUAGUUCAGUCAAGGGUGCUUUACCUGGGAUUUUAUGGCAAAAGUGAAGAUGGUGAUGAGUUUAACAAUGCCAUCCGCAAGCUUUUCCUCUCCUUUAACAUCCUCAUGGACCGACCACUUGAAGAGGCUGUUAAGAUCAAGGGUGCUGCCUUAAAAUAUUUGCCAAGCAUAAUCAAUGAUGUCAAACUAGUCUUUGAUCCAGUGGAGCUCAGUGUCCUUUUUAGCAAAUUCAUCCAAAGCAUUCCUGAUAACCAGCUUGUCCGCCAGAAACUCAACUGCAUGACAAAGGUUGUGGACAGUGAUCUAUUCCGUCAAGCUGAAUGCCGAGACGUUCUCUUGCCUCUCCUGGUAGACCAGUUAAGUGGGCAGCUGGAUGAUAACUGCAGCAAGCCUGAUCAUGAAGCCUGUUCACAGCUCCUUAGCAAUAUUUUGGAGGUUUUGGAUCGUAAGGAAGUGGGCCCCACGGCUGCUCAUGUCCAGUUGAUAAUGGAGCGCCUGCUGAGGAGGAUAAACCGGACAGUGAUUGGAAUGAGCAGACAGUCUCUGCAUAUUGGUAGUUUUGUAGCCUGCAUGAUGGCCAUCUUGAGGCAAAUGGACGAUGCUCAUUACAACCACUACAUCAGCACUUUCAAAACAAGACAAGAUCUUAUUGAUUUCCUGAUGGAGACCUUCAUCAUGUUUAAAGACCUGAUUGGAAAAAAUGUCUAUGCAAAUGACUGGAUGGUCAUGAACAUGAUGCAGAGCAGGAUUUUCCUUCGAGCCAUAAACCAAUACACCUCUGUGCUCAACCGGUUCUUUUUGGACCAGGCAAGCUUUGAACUGCAGCUCUGGAAUAAUUAUUUUCACUUGGCAGUAGCCUUUCUCACUCAUGAUUCUCUCCAGUUGGAGACUUUCUCCCAGGCUAAACGGAACAAGAUAGCCAAGAAAUAUGGAGACAUGAGGAAGGACAUUGGCUUCAAGAUAAGGGACAUGUGGUACAACCUUGGGCCUCACAAGAUCAAGUUCAUCCCUUCCAUGGUUGGCCCCAUCCUGGAGGUGACUUUGACACCGGAGCCGGAAUUGCGGAAGGCGACGAUCCCGAUCUUUUUUGACAUGAUGCAGUGUGAAUUCAACUUCAGUGGCAACAGGAACUUCCACAUGUUUGAAGAUGAGCUUAUAACUAAACUGGAUCAGGAAGUUGAAGGGGGUCGGGGGGAUGAACAGUACAAGAUUUUGCUGGAGAAACUAUUAUUGGAGCACUGUCGGAAACACAAAUACCUCUCAAGCUCAGGUGAAGUAUUUGCCCUGUUGGUUAGCAGCCUAUUAGAAAACCUGUUGGAUUACCGGGCGAUCAUGCAUGACGGCAGCAGAGAAAACCGCAUGAGUUGCACUGUGAAUCUUCUGAAUUUUUAUAAAGAAAAGAAGAGGGAGGAUAUAUACAUUAGAUAUUUGUAUAAACUCCGGGACCUGCAUACGGGCUCCGAAAAUUAUACUGAGGCCGCAUACACACUGCUCCUUCAUGCAGAAUUACUCCAGUGGUCCGACAAACCGUGUGCUCCGCAUCUGCUCCAGAGGGACAGCUACUAUGUCUACUCACAGCAGGAGCUCAAGGAGAAACUCUAUCAAGAAAUCAUUGCUUUCUUCGACAAAGGCAAAAUGUGGGAGAAAGCCAUCCAACUAAGCAAGGAACUAGCUGAGAUGUACGAAAACAAAGUUUUUGAUUAUGAGGGGCUUGGCAAUCUCUUGAAAAAACGAGCCAUGUUCUACGAAAACAUCAUGAAGGCCAUGAGACCUCAACCGGAGUAUUUUGCUGUUGGGUAUUUUGGACAUGGAUUCCCCUCUUUUCUCCGUAACAAGAUCUUCAUCUACCGCGGGAAGGAAUAUGAAAGGAGAGAAGAUUUCAAUCUGAAAUUACUCACUCAGUUUCCAAACGCUGAGAAGCUGAGUAGUACUGCUCCACCCACAGAAGAAACCAGAGCUUCUCUUAAGCAGCACAUACAGUGCUUCAUUGUUAAACCUGUAAUGAACCUUCCACCAAACUACAAGGACAAGCCUGUUCCAGAGCAGAUUCUAAAUUUCUACAGGUCCAACGAAGUGCAACAAUUCCGAUAUUCCCGGCCAUUCAGGAAAGGAGAAAAAGAUCCAGAGAAUGAAUUUGCAACAAUGUGGAUUGAGAGAACCACCUACACAACUGCCUAUGCAUUCCCAGGAAUCCUCAAAUGGUUUGAAGUUAAACAAGUUACAGUGGAGGAAAUCAGCCCUUUGGAGAAUGCUAUUGAAACCAUGGAGCUGACCAAUGAGAAGAUCAGCAACUGUGUGCAGCAACAUGCCUGGGACCGCUCUCUGCCUGUGCAUCCUCUUUCCAUGCUGUUGAAUGGCAUUGUGGAUCCAGCUGUCAUGGGUGGAUACACCAACUAUGAGAAGGCCUUUUUUACAGAUAAAUAUAUUCAAGAACACCCUGAAGAUCAAGAAAAGAUUGAACUGCUCAAGCAACUAAUUGCUCUACAGAUGCCUUUGCUGGCUGAAGGGAUCAGGAUUCAUGGGAAGAAGCUGACGGAGCAGCUGAAGCCUCUUCAUGACAGACUAACCUCUUGCUUCAAGGAGCUGAGGGAGAAAGUGGAGAAGCUUUAUGGCGUGAUAACCCUACCUUCUUCACUGACAGAGAGAAAACAGAGCAGGUCUGGAUCGAUGGUUUUGCCAUACAUCAUGUCCUCCACUUUGAGAAGACUCUCAGUUACCUCUGUGAGUUCCUCUGUGGGAUCGACAUCCUCUACCUCCUCAGAUAGUACAUCCUCCAGGCCAGGGUCAGACGGAUCGAUUCUCGAGCCCCUGGUGGAAAGGAGGAGCUCAGCGUCCUCCAAGGUGGACGAUCUCCUUGCCAAAGAGGAUGGUGAGAACCGGGUAAAUAAAUUCAGGCGGAAGGACUGGAGUCUCAGCAAAUCUCAGGUUAUUGCGGAGAAGGAGCCUGAGACGGAAUUGACUUCCAAAACGAACGCAUCAGGAAAAGCACUAAGGCCAAAGAGCCUUCAGUUGGGGGAGAGCAAACUUUCGCUGCUUCAGGGCCCAUUGCUCCAACAAAGCAUGCCUCUCAGUCCACCGCCAAUCACCCCCAAAACACCAAGAACCCAAAGUUUCCCUUCUUUGCAGACAGAUGGAUUAGGGAUCAUUAACUUGCAGAGCACUCCACCGCCACCUCCACCCAAAUCCAAACCCUAUGAGAACAGCAAUUCAAGGAACUCCACAGAGAUUGCCCCACCUUUGCCCAGCAGGCAAGAAGUCAAGCCUCCUCCUCCCCCUCCUAAAGCAAGGAAAUCCAGUGUCAUUUCUUCAGACCCAGGAUUGCAAUGACAACUUCCAAACAACCAGCCCCUCCCAUUGGACCUUGCCUGCAGUUCUGUUUUCCAUCUAUACAUGCAUAUGUGUGUGUGUAUAUAUAUAUUUCCUGGGCUUCCUCAUGAUUUCCUCCUGCUGGAGAGAUGAACAGUUUUGUCCAGAUGGUCUCUUCUUUUGGGCCAUGCCAAAGUAAGCCAUUUAAACUGUUACAGAGCUUUUGGAUUUGAUUUUCAGCUUCUGAUUUUCCUGAUGGCGAGCCAAGACACAGGCAUCCUGGCCUACCCCCAGAACUGACGUCUACAUGGUCAUCUGGCUUGAGUAAUACCAAGAACUUCCUUGCUAUGCACCCAUUGGCACUUUCCCCAGUGUCACUAAAGUACUCACCAUCAAGAACUCUGUUGGUCAUUAAAUUGGCCUUGCUCUUUAAACGGUGGUCAGCAUCACACUAUGAAAGGUGGCCUUGAAUUUACAUGAACAGUCCGUCCCUAAAGAGCUGCAGCCAGAGGGAAAAAUUCCUGGACAAGACGGUGCAUGAAUCUAUGGAGCAAACUUCACACUUGUAAGCCCAGUCUGUGGAAAUGUCAAGAGAUGCUGCAUAUUCACUAUGGGUGAGGAAACCUGCCAAUGCCACUUUCCCCUCUGCAUCCAGUGCUUCCUUUCAAGCCAAAUAUGAAGAAAUCAGAGAAUUCUCAUCAGCUUUUUGGGACUUAAAUGAAAUUGUCUUCCAUCCAUACCAGCCAUAUUUGGUACUACUCCUGUUACCACCUGGAAGAGGGCCAUGUUAUACCUGCCCAACAUACAAGUGUUCAGACCAAAGAAACCGAGUCCCAAUUUAGCUCAGGGAUUCAUAUUCAGUUUUUCAAGAAUUAAUCACUCAGAGCCUUCAACCUGGAUAGACAAACAUCUUAGUUUUGAUUUCUUCCCAUUUAUUUUUUUAAAAUCACAAGGUUUUUUCCCCAUCCUGAAGUUGAAGAAACUGUAGGUUUCAGUAAAUACUUAUGCAAACAAUGAUUUGAAGCACCAUCAUUGCCCUUCCCUAGUCCUCAGGUAUUCUUGGGUCCUGAACUCUGAGGCUGGGACUUGGUGGGUGAGUUAAACAUGCAUUGACUGCAUGUUUUAGGUUCAGAACCACCUUCAGACACACAAGUGAAUAUAGGUAAACACACUGCCUCUAACCACUAGUCAACACUAUUAAGAAGUGUUGCCCUUGUAUGAGGAUCUGAAGCUGGAACUUCUGCCUUUGUUUGCUCAACCACUGGUACCUUUCCAGACCUUAGAAAUGUUGCUUUUGGGGGCCACAUAUUUAAGAACCACUUUCAAAAGAUUUCUGGCAGUUGUGGUCCAAAAAGUGUCCCUCUUCCCCAUCUCUGCUUUUGAAUAUUUCAGUUUAGCUUGCAGAAAGAGAGAAAAAACCUACUGAUCACGGCAAGAAUGUUUUGAUCCAGUUAUUACUUGUGAUAUCACUGGCCUAGCCCUGAUAAGUCCAGGCAACCCUACUAAGUAAGACUCCUUCUAUGCCUAGAUGGUUUGCUUUGCUAAGAAACUGAACAUCUUACCAGAAGGUACUACUUGAUAUCUAUUGAUGGAGAGAAGGACCUUAUCUCCAUGGUUGGACCAACUUACCUUGAAGGUCUCAAAGAGUUUCCUAGCGCUGUAAUUGAUGCCAUCCAUUCCUCGUUCCUUAUUUUGUUUUCUACUUAUCAAGACUUUGCACAUAAACAGGGUCGAGUACACUACUACUACAGGUUUACUAUCCCUUCUCCAGAAUUCCAAAAUUUGAAACACUCCAAAAUCCCAAAUUGUCCACAUGGAUGGCUGAAGUAGUUCCUGAUAUUCGUUGUACAUAAAUGCUUUCUGAUAGUCACUGUACAUAAACUUUGUUUCAUGCACAAAAUUAUUAAUAUUAUGUAUAAAAUUACCUUCAGGCUAUGUGUAUCAGGUGUACAGAAAUGAAUUUAAGGCUAAGGUUUGGGUCCCAUCUCCAAGAUACCUCAUUAUGAAGAUGCUAAUAUUCCAAAAUUCAAAACAUCUCUGGUCCCAAGCAUUUUGGAUAAGGGAGACUCAACCCAUGCCACCUUUUUUUCAGCUGAAAUCAUUGGUUUACGUUUGUUUUACCUUACAUAAUAAUUGGUUGCCUUAAAACUAAUUUAAAGGUAAAGAAAUUUCAUCUGUAUAUAGAGAACAGAUUUGUGUAUGAUGGUGCUUCUUGGAUAUUCAGUAUCUACAGAUAAAGGACCACUUGGCAAGUAAUGGGAAAGACCUCCACUUGAGAUCUUGGAGAACUACUGCCAGAGUUGACAGUGCUGAACUAGAUGGACAAAUGGUCCUUAAUCCAAGUCUCAGUCCCAAAGAAUAGACCCAUUGAAUCAAUGGAGCGUAAGGGUAGACUUAUCAACUUUCCAUUGCUUUAAUAGAUCUACAUUAAUUGGGAUUAACAAAUGUAUUUGGGCGAUAAAGUACCUUCCUCUAUCCCCUAUAUAAGUAAGACAGACAUCCCACCCAUCUUUAGCAGCUAGAUUGUAUCCCUAUUUGGAUUUAUUAGCAUAAUUCUGAGCAAUGUUUCCCUCCUUUAUAUACAAAGCGCAACCAGGCUGUUAACACUGGUUCUGAAAACAGGUGCCUUUGUUGCCUUACUGAAUUUAAGCAGGUCAAAAGAUAUUUCUUUACAAAUGUUUGCUUCUCUCCCUGAUUGACCUCUUCUUCUCCAGUAAAUUUCUACACCUUUUGUCAGACCUUGGAUCAAAUCCACCUUCAUUUCAUUGCCCAGAUGGCUCUAGGAAACAGACUAUGUACAUUAGGUUAGGGUGGGAUGGAGGAUCAUUUUUGAUUCUCAUCACAGAACAAGCUGGAGAUGGUCUCCAAGUCGCCCAGCAGCCUCAAUCGCAAGUGCUUCCAGCUGUGCACUAAUCAUGGCGAAUGCAGAUGUCUUGUGAGCUUCUGUCUUCUCUCAGCCCCAGAGGGAAAAACUUAGUGAACCUUUUGGGGAUAUCUCAGCCAGUUUCGCUUUGUUGGAGGAGAUGUGUAGCAGAUGGUGCCCGUUCCAUGUUGAUUUGUUCUGCUGCUUGACUUGAAAGCCUCUAGAUUUCAUUGACUGCUUCCCCGCCACGACCCUCGCCUGUGUAGAAAGAUGAGCAUCCUGGAUUCUCUUCCUGAAAUGAAGUUCUUCACCAACUUUGGAAAAAGGAUUCCACUGCACAAGAAUGCAGGGUACAUCUGUGUUAUCCAAUACUGUACUAUAUUUUGUAUGGCAGACUUUUGAGACUCAUUAUCUAUGAAGUAGGAGCUUAUCGCACUAUCUCCAGUGUCCGGCUUACCUCUUCUGAAUUUGGCUCAAACUUGGAAGUUAGGCUGAUUUUAUCGCAUGAACUUCCUCUCAAAACGACUUCCUGUUGCCUCCGGUGCUGAAUUCGGGCCCCAUAAGUACAAAAAUUUACAAACUAAGUGUAUUCCGGAUGCUCAUUUGUUGGUGCCAUUGAAGCUUUAGUUAAAUUAGAAUUCCACACACAAGUGCUGAGAGCUGACUCUACUAUGAGACUGUUAGGCACUUCAUCUGGCAGCAGAUGCUUUCUCAGGCAACAGACUCUCAACCAUUCCUCUUGGGUCCCCUGUCUGCUUCCCUCUGUUAUAGUUUUGUGUGUCAGAGAACCUGUUCUGCAUCACCAGGGAUGCAGGACAGCUUUCUCUCAUGGACAGUCAAGGAUGCUGUCUUAUUGCUAGAACACAAGCAAUAAUUUGCUUCUGUGGAAUGGAGGGGGCAGACAAUUUGGUUAGCCAAGAAAAAUAUCUUAGGCUGGCCUUGAGACUAUGUCACUGCUGGAACCUAACUGGAAGAGAGCCUUCUAGAGAUGUUCUACAAUCCACAGGGUUCUGCUAAAUGUUGGGUGUUGAACAUGUCCCUGUUUCUUAUCUCCCCACUGACACAUUAUUACUCCUAUUGAUCGACCAUUCAAUUAUUACAACUUUUGUUUUCAGUACAGAAUUUAUUGCACCAGACUCACAGCUUUAUUUAUUUUUAUAACUGUAAAUGAAAAUAUUAAAAAUCGAUUGUCUAUA
Sceloporus undulatus (fence lizard) is the source of this 10093-nucleotide messenger RNA. It is a transcript of the gene DOCK5, whose product is annotated as dedicator of cytokinesis 5. Gene Ontology annotation, biological process: cell migration; small GTPase-mediated signal transduction. Gene Ontology annotation, molecular function: guanyl-nucleotide exchange factor activity; small GTPase binding. Bases 428 to 6055 code for a protein of 1875 amino acids. The transcript is spliced from 52 exons. NCBI's taxonomy places the organism in Eukaryota, Metazoa, Chordata, Lepidosauria, Squamata, Phrynosomatidae. The record is from RefSeq and is a predicted model, not a curated record. Gene Ontology annotation, cellular component: cytoplasm; plasma membrane.